Messenger RNA from Diospyros lotus (date-plum), 1530 nucleotides. RefSeq names its product protein CONSERVED ONLY IN THE GREEN LINEAGE 160, chloroplastic. Lineage: Eukaryota; Viridiplantae; Streptophyta; Magnoliopsida; Ericales; Ebenaceae. Bases 160 to 1185 code for a protein of 341 amino acids. The transcript is spliced from 10 exons. The record is from RefSeq and is a predicted model, not a curated record.
CGUUGUGUGGUUGAAGUAAUCAGUUAACGCCAAGCCAUCGCCACCAUAUCUCUCCGGAUAUUUUCCAAAUUCUAACUCCGUAAUCCAGUUCAAAAACCUUCCCAAUUUUCAUUUUCCGAUUCACCCUUCAACCAGCAAACAGAAGCAGAAGCUGCUGCAAUGGCGACUAUCCUCAACUGCUACUGCAUCUCAGCCACCUCCGCCGCCAACGCGAACUCUCCCAUCUCUCUGGACCCACCGACUGCUUCAACUCCGCCGACGAAGAUCAUUCUUCCCAAGAAUAAGCCCAUGAAGUGGUCCACCGGAGUGGCCCCCGGAGAGUACGGAGGCCCGCCGACGACUUCCAAACUCCGGAAGUACUGGGGCGGCGGGGAAGACCCUCUCACCUCCGAUGGCUUCAUCUGGAACAAGGAUUUUGUUGGUCCCAUGAAACGCUUGAUUCAGGACCCUCAGGAAUCGUCUCCACUUCAAUCCUCUGCUCCUGUUAAGGAGCCUUCUGGGUUUCUUAGUUUGAGCAGAGUUAUGAGCCUUGAUAGUUUGGAAGUUGAUUUAAGCAAACAGCUGACUUCUCCUACUAAACCCGUUGUCAACCAGCCAGUUGAGGCAGCUCAAGUCAGUGGCAACACAAGGCCAAGAUGGAGACUGGUACCAACACGACGAGAGCAGGAGAAGUGGGAUAGAGCUACUAAAGCUGCAACUGGAGGAAGCGAUGUGAUGUUUCGGGAAAUAAGGCGACCUCGAGGAGACCCAGAAGUAUUAGCUGCUCAGUCAAAGGAGCAGUAUCUUGAGUUGAAGACGAAGUUGCAGAUUCUCACUCUGGGAGUAGGUGGUAUAGGUUUACUCUCUGCUUAUGUUUCUUAUUCUCCUGAGAUUGCAGCAAGUUAUGGUGCUGGGUUGCUAGGUUCUUUGGUUUAUAUGCGAAUGCUUGGGAGCAGUGUGGAUUCGUUGGCAGAUGGAAGCAAAGGACUUGUUAAGGGAGCAAUUGCACAACCAAGGCUUCUGGUUCCUGUUGUAUUGGUCAUGAUCUAUAGCCGGUGGAAUGGGAUACUUGUACCAGACUACGGAUUCAUGCAACUAGAAUUGAUACCGAUGCUAGUGGGAUUCUUCACGUACAAGAUUGCUACGUUUAUCCAAGCCAUUGAUGAAGCUCUGACGAUUGUAGUUGGGAAAAAUACUCAAGUCUAAACCACUGGACAACCUGUGCCUGGGAACCGGCUUAUUCCGUAUUUUGGAGCUGCUGCCAAAGAUAAUGGUUCCAUAAAUUGACUGGAUUGUAUCACAAAGCAAUAUAGCUUGGGAGGGUGGGAAGGAAAUAUGUAGAAGACAACCACAAUGUUAUAUAUAUAUAUAUAUAUCCAUUCAUUGAAGAGUUAUAGAAAGCUCUGUGAUUUUAGUUAGGCUGCCAUACAAAGAGAAUGAAGCAGUUGUUUUGUUGGGCAUGCAAUGACAAAAAAAAGGUUGCGGUAUUAUUAUUCUCUGUUAUUGUACAAAACCACCCAACGAUUAAUUCAUUCACCCAACAUUUCUUCA